Messenger RNA from Drosophila ficusphila, 1665 nucleotides. RefSeq lists its product as uncharacterized. The record is from RefSeq and is a predicted model, not a curated record. The transcript is spliced from 4 exons. The coding region runs from base 1 to 1665 and encodes 554 amino acids. Gene Ontology annotation, molecular function: nucleic acid binding. NCBI's taxonomy places the organism in Eukaryota, Metazoa, Arthropoda, Insecta, Diptera, Drosophilidae. Gene Ontology annotation, biological process: DNA integration.
AUGGAAAAUACGCAUUUACAGGAGGAGAUGACGUUGUCGAAGUUGAGACUGACCGUAAUGUUUACAACGUGGGAGCAUCCAAGCCGAUCAUCAGCUGCAGAGCGAGAAAUUAUUCGCAAACAGGUCGAAGAAUGGUUGCAGCAGGGCAUUAUACGUGAAUACAGCUCGGACGUGGCAAGUAAAGUUGUGCUAGCAAAGAAAAAGGAUAAAUCAUAUCGGCUGUCCAUAGACUACCGUAUUUUGAAUACAAUGGUAUUAAAGGACCGAUUUCCAGUUCCACUCAUAGACAAAGUGUUUGACAAGAUGCAAGAGCUGUUGAAAAAGGAUGCCGUUUUCAAGAUAGAAGGAGCACAGAAGCAAGCAGUAGAACAACUCAGAGCAGCAUUACAAGAAGAACCAGUCAAAAAGAUUUGGAGCCAGAGCGCUAAAACACAAUUGCAUGUAGAUGCAUCGAAACAUGGAUUCGGAGGAACAUUGCUGCAGCAGAAUGAUGGCAAGUGGCACCCCGUUUUCUACUGGAGUAAGAAAACAACGCCACAAGAGGAAAAGUUGACCAGUUACGUACUUGAGGUAAAAGCAGCGUACUUAGCAACGAAGAGACUUCGACAUUACCUGUUGGGUGUACAGUUCGACUUGGUAACAGAUUGUGCGGCAUUUAAGCAGACGAUUUCCAAAAAAGAUAUCCCUCGAGAAGUUACGCCGUGGUUGAUGUACCUACAAGACUUUAUCUUCAAUGCAGAGCAUCGCGCAGGAACCAGAAUGCAACAUGUCGAUAGUCUGAGUCGUUUUCCUGUGAUGAUCGUAACAUCAGAAGUUCACACACAGAUCAAAAAGGCGCAGCAGAAUGAUGAACACCUAAUAGCUGUCAGGGAAUUAUUAAAGCAGAAUCCUUAUGCAGAUUAUGUUGUCAAAAACAGUAUAAUUUACAAGCAAUCGACCGGCGCAGAAGAAGUUAUCAAACACUUGGAAUCUUGGGUUACAAUAUUCGGCAGUCCUCACAGAAUUAUAAGCGAUAAGGGAGCUGCGUUUACAUCUCACUCUUUUAAAGAAUUUUGCAGCAACAACAGGACCGACCACAUCGAGACGACUGCAGGUGUGCCAAGGGGCAAUGGCCAGAUCGAACGGGUCAACAGAGUUAUCAUUUCAGUUCUCUCAAAGAUGUCAGCAGCAGAGCCAGCAAAGUGGUGUAAGUACACAUUGCAAGUGCAGCAGGCCAUAAACGCACACGUCCACGCUUCAACUAGUUUCACGCCUUUUGAAGUUAUGUUUGGCAAACGUAUGAGAAACAACUCCAGUCCUGAGCUUUUGAGGAUCCUUCAAGAUGAGAUGCUGGUAAACUUGCAAGACGAACGCAAUCAAAUCUGGCAGGAAGCUAGAUUACAAAUCAAAAAAGCUCAAGACAACUACAAGAAAAAUUACGACAAGAAGAGAAAGAAUCAUCAUGGUUUCCAGCUGGGAGAUCUAGUAGCCAUCAAGAUGACCCAGUUUAUAGCCGGAAGAAAGUUGGCCAAAAAAUACAUUGGUCCAUAUGAAGUCAUUCAGGUAAAACGCAACAGCAGAUACGACGUCAAGAAGGCAGCCGACUUUGAGGGUCCAUUACAUACAUCUACUAGCGCUGAUUUCAUGAAGCUGUGGCGCUAUGCUCAUUUAGAAGAAGAUGACUGA